Molecule: messenger RNA, 1672 nt
Organism: Empidonax traillii (willow flycatcher)
Lineage: Eukaryota; Metazoa; Chordata; Aves; Passeriformes; Tyrannidae
Product: cathepsin L1-like
Exons: 8
Coding region: 341-1564 (407 amino acids)
Biological process (GO): immune response
Cellular component (GO): lysosome
Molecular function (GO): cysteine-type endopeptidase activity
Source: RefSeq, a predicted model, not a curated record
CUUGUUGAGCUGUCUCCGAUGAACACACGGGCCCUGCUCUGGAGGGGUCCAGACAUGACCCCCCCUCCUUUUGCUUGGGGCUCUGUCCUGCUGGUACUGAGUUCCUGAGAAGGCUCCUCCUUCACCCUGCUCCUUGAUGGUGCUGGGAGAGCCAUUGUGGGAAGGGCAAAAAGAGGGACAAUCCAGUGGUGGAGAAAACCAGCAGGAUUUUGCAAAUAAAGAACGGGGAGAGCCCAUGGGGACAACCAGCCCCGUCCCUGCUGCCCUUCUGCCUGGAUUUGCUUCCUCCCCCCAUCCAGGCUCUGCUCUCUCCCAAAGCUGCUCCCAAAAAGGCCAGUAAAUGCCACCCAAAGGGCGGCUGAGACCUCCUAAGCUCCUGUCAAACAGCGGCGAGGCUGCUCAGGAGCUGACCCAGCUGAUGGAACCAACGUGUCGCUCUUCCCUCCGGCUCGGCCGCUCUGUUUGCCUUUCCCUGCCUCCCCCCUCUCCCCUAAUCCAGGCUGGAGCUGCUCCCAGGGCUCAGCCCGGGGCUCCCCUGACCCUGCCCUCACCAUCCCCCCAGCUGGGAGCCCUGGCUGUGACUCUGGGGGUGCUGCUGGCCCUGCUGGGCUGCGCCGCCGCGCCGGAUCCCACCCUGGAGGAGGCCUGGGAAGAGUGGAAGAGUCUCUAUGCCAGGGAGUACCCAGGGGAGGAUGAGACCUUCCGCAGGGAGAUCUGGGAGAAGAACCUGCGCCACAUCCAGCGGCACAACCGGGAGGAGGCGCAGGGGAAGCACAGCUACCGCCUGGCCAUGAACCACUUCGGGGACCUGACAAACGAGGAGUUUAAUCGGCUCCUGAACGGCUUCACCCCGGCACAGCACGAGGAGCUCAGGCCGGUCUUCCGAGCCUCGGCCACCCUGAAGACCCCAGCGAGCGUGGACUGGCGGGCCAAGGGCUACGUGACGCCCGUGAAGAACCAGGGGCUCUGCGGGUCCUGCUGGGCCUUCAGUGCCACAGGGGCCUUGGAGGGGCUGAUGUUCAAGCGGACGGGGAAGCUGGUGGUGCUGAGCGAGCAGAACCUCAUCGACUGCACCCGACAGCUGGGCAACCACGGCUGCAGGGGCGGCCACAUGGACCGAGCCUUCCAGUACGUGCGCGACAACGGCGGCCUCAACUCGGAGAGUUUCUACCCCUACACGGGCAUGGACAACUCCUGCUGCCGAUACAACCCCCGGGACAAGGCGGCCAACUGCUCCGGCUUCGGGAGGGUGGCGCAGGGCAGUGAGGAGGCCCUGGCGCAGGCGGUGGCCACCGUGGGCCCCGUGUCGGUGGCAGUGGAUGCCAGCUCCUUUCGCUUCUACAGCUCGGGAAUCUUCGGCUGCGGCUCCGGCAACCGGAGUACGAACCACGCCAUGCUGGCCGUGGGCUACGGCACCGCCCGGGUGGGCGGCCACAACCUCAGCUACUGGAUCCUAAAGAACAGCUGGGCAAAGACGUGGGGAGAGCAGGGCUACAUGACCCUGCUGAAGGACGCCGGCAACCAGUGUGGGGUGGCCAACCAGGCCAGUUAUCCCCUGCCCUGAGCCAGGACAGCCCCCCCUCCCUGCCCUGGCUGCGCUUCCACGGCUGUUUCCUUCUGGAAAAGGGGCUUUCCUUCGUGUGCAGCGAGAAGCAAUUAAAAGUGGCAUGGU